GGCGACUGAAAUCCCACUGGAACCUUCACUAUGUACGCAGGACCACUCGGUUUCUCUCCGGUCAUGGACAGGAUACACGCACAAGGUGUUCAAGCAGCUUUGUACCUGCCCGAACCUCAGCGGUCCGAGAACCUGAGAACUGUCUUUGCUCGGAUGGUUAGCCCUCGUGAGGAUGCGGUAUUUGUUAAGCAAUACGUGGUUGACAUGGUUGCCUGCCUCAUACCAACCCAGACCGCCAUAAACGAGCAGUUCUCAACAGAGAUGGCAAACUCGAAAUCAUAUCCCGGGCUCGAACCAGUUGGGGGUUUUAGUUCAUUUGCGAAUGCUUGUUUGAACGCAGGACUAGUCCCCACGAUGAUAAAGCUCAUGCAACAAGACUGGUCCGGAGAUCAAGUUCGCAAAGAAAGGUACAUCUCCCAGUACAGAGCAUUGCAGGGCCUUUGCAUGCUGUUACGGACAGGAAAUGUCUCCGAACAGCAGUCUCUGGUGGAGGCAUUAUUGAAAGAAGGUGUGGUUGAGAUCUGCAUACGUUACUUGAAACACAGGCUAUGCAUCAUGCGUCAGGCUGCUAUCUCUGCGUUGCACGGGCUCAGUCACAGCUUCCUCGGACUGUACAUCUCUUCCUCCACCGCAGCCCACAUAGUCGAGUCUGUUUGCACUUACGCACUGCGCGGGCCAAAACAUGUCGUUGAUCAGCUGAAUGACUCUGCAACUGCCUGGCAGAGCGAGCUGUUUUCGGAAGACAUAGAUGGUGGUCAGGAGGAAAUCAUCAGGUUUGUGCCUAAGUACUAUGCUAUGGCUCAAGAUCUUGCGGUAUACACGGCACAUGGUAUCCUCUGCACGUUUCCUUCCCGAUCACAGGACUUUUGCCUUGCCGCCUUAAAGGAACGUCCUCAUAUAUUGGACCUUCUGCUGUACUGCGCAACCAUCAACCGACCCACGGCCUACCCGGAGUCUCAAAUGAAGGCGACAUCACUUGAGGCGCUAAUAGCGCUGUUCCAAUGGCCCUGCCACACUGUCCCUGGGAGUCCUGCGACGGUCGGGAUGUCUACAUCCGAGCGGAAGAUAAUGUCUCAGUCCAUGUCUGUCUUGACAUCUCGUCCGGAAUGGUCGGACAAGCUCAUCGAGGUGUGGAUGCGUCUUCAGGAAGAGGACUUGAUACAUGCUCAAAGAUAUCUAAACAGCUCAAAGGAUAACGGACGUGAUCCUGAUUCACCGUACAUGGAGGGUUUUAAGAAGUUUUUCAGAAGCCGUGCCGUUUGCCGGGCUUCCGUGCUAAGGCUGAUUGCUACGUUUACACACGCAGCAGAUCCGUGCGGUAUCACAAAUGCUCAGAUCGAGUCCUUUCUGCAUAUCGCCUACUUUGGCUGCCGCAAAGGAGGAAAGGACAUCAAGGAUUGUUCCAGCGCGGUUGAAGCAAUAGGUACCUUUGAGUACGAAGAAGACGUAUAUCAGAUGCCCAUAGGCUCAGCCUGUAUGGACCAACCUGACUCUGUCGACUCACCAUUCGUUGUCGCACCGCAAUGCGUCCUUGGACCUAUCGCGCUCAUUCGACUGUUUGUGGUUCUGGCGCAGCGAAAGGCGCUUGACAGCAUACAGACACUUCGGAAGGCGCCGAUCGGACUCUCGUCGUCGACUUCACUCGCGCAAAUCCAAGUGAUCACGCAUCCGGAUGUCAUCCGUCGGGCUAUCGAGAUAUCUCAGGUGCGUAUCCUCGAGAGGCUGGAUACAGGUCGCGAUUACGCAGAGGACACCAAGAACUACGCGUGUGUGAUCUUCAUGAGUGCAGCCGAGCUAGCCGCCGCUGUGGUUGCACUCGAUGAACACACGGAGGGGAGGUAUAUGGCAGAAGCGCGUGGGGCAAGAAAGCAGCUUGUCAUCGCUCUCGGGAAUGCAUCACAGAUGGCUCUGAAGCUCGAGCAUUACCAAAAGGCACUGCGCCUCGCGGACGCUGCUAUUGGUGUGGCGGAGAAUAUACCGGCUGAAGAGAACUUAAACCCAGAGAUCACGGAGAAGAACAAGCGCCGCGCGAGCCAAGCCACUGCUGGACUUCAGCGCAAGUAACAGCUUCUUCUGCUUGCUAUCAUGCUAGGAGGACCUGAAGCUAUAUCAUACACUGAUUGUAAAGCUCACUGAGAAACAGUUUGAACGCAUCUCGGUGUCACUUUUUUGACGUUAUCAUACCCAAUUUGCUUUAGAGCUUCAUAACCUUUGGUACAAUCUCAAUCCAAUACCUAUUCAUCG
This is a messenger RNA of Coniophora puteana RWD-64-598 SS2, 2244 nucleotides long. RefSeq lists its product as uncharacterized. NCBI's taxonomy places the organism in Eukaryota, Fungi, Basidiomycota, Agaricomycetes, Boletales, Coniophoraceae. The record is from RefSeq and is a predicted model, not a curated record. Bases 31 to 2064 code for a protein of 677 amino acids. The transcript has 6 exons.